This is a messenger RNA of Oncorhynchus nerka (sockeye salmon), 2141 nucleotides long. Its product is annotated as gastrula zinc finger protein XlCGF57.1-like. Gene Ontology annotation, molecular function: DNA-binding transcription factor activity; RNA polymerase II cis-regulatory region sequence-specific DNA binding. Bases 199 to 2007 code for a protein of 602 amino acids. The transcript is spliced from 4 exons. The record is from RefSeq and is a predicted model, not a curated record. Gene Ontology annotation, biological process: regulation of transcription by RNA polymerase II. Lineage: Eukaryota; Metazoa; Chordata; Actinopteri; Salmoniformes; Salmonidae.
AAAGCCAACACCUCAUUUGGCCGCCUUUCGUUCCAGUACUCUGCUGCCUGUGACUGGAAUGAACUGCAAAAAUCGCUGAAGUUGGAGACUUUUAUCUCCCUCACCAACUUCAAACAUCAGCUAUCCGAGCAGCUAACCGAUCGCUGCAGCUGUACAUAGUCUAUUGAAUUCAAAUGAAGAAGCACUCCAGUCAACAAGAUGAAGAACAAACCUGGGAAAAAGCAACACAACAAAACUAAGAUGUCUAAACAACAUCGAGACCCCAUCAAAACAGUGUGUGGAAGACAGUCAGAUGAUUUUGACUGCAAUAGAGAAGAACCAGACAUUAGUCAAGCACCCUACAUUACUAAAGGGGUUUGCAUCAGCUCCAUCCAAAUCAAAGAGGAACCAACAGACUUUGAACAGCAGGGAAUGGGAGAGGAACAAAACCGUUCAGUUCCUUCCUUCCAGAAGACUCACAUCAAACAUCAAAAUACAUCCAAUCCAAUGACCGGGUGUAGCCAGAUAUCAAGGAGUCCUAUGGUGAUGCUAACAAGAUUGUCUAAUGUGGUGGUUAAGACUCUUCUGCGAGACACUAAAGUGUGUUUGGUGAAGGAGGAAAACCCAGAUGAGCCCGAUGGCGUCUCUACUUCUCAGUUCUUUCCUUGUCCACACUGCACCAUUUCCUUCACUGACUGUUACUUCCUGGAGAAUCACAUCAAGACCAAACACCCGAAGCAGUACCUGGCCAUGCUGAAAAGCCACGUCUCAAAGAGUAAAACCGUGUAUGCCCCCACACACAGCUGUCCCCACUGUAGCUGCAUGUUCCAUACCUCACAGCAGCUACACGUCCACACCCGUCAGGCCCACCCCUCUGCCCCGCUAAGGAAACUCCACCCCUGCCCCUAUUGUGCCCGCAGCUUCCAGUACAUAGCCAGACUGCAUACUCACUGCAAGGUUUGGCACAAAAUGUCUGUCGCUUUCACCGAUGGGUACCUCAGUUGCGCUGACUGUGGAAAGAGCUUCAAGAAUUGCUGGGGACUGGGGCCUCACCAGUGUCACAAGCCUGAGGACACUAAGCUUGAGAAUGGCCCUGUCUGUCUGAACAUUGGCAUGCCAUGCUCAGAGUGUGGCAAAAGCUGCUCUAGUCCUCGGAAUCUGCGCAUUCACAUGCGCACACACACCGGCGAGAAGCCUUACGUCUGUAAGGAGUGUGGCAAGAGCUUCUCAGAAGCCAGCAGUCAUUGCAAACACAUGAUGAUACACUCGGGGGUCAAGCCAUUCAAAUGCCAGGAUUGUGGAAAGGAUUUUGCCCGGAUGGGGCGCCUCCGAGUUCACAUGACUAUUCACUCUGGCGAGAAGUCUUUCUCCUGCUCCAAAUGUGACAAGCGGUUUGCAUACAAGGACUGUCUGAAGCUUCACCUGCGCACACACUCAGGGGAGAGACCUUUCAAAUGUACUGUGUGUGGUAAAGACUUUGCUUACAGAAAUUAUCUGAAGUUGCAUCUGAAGAUCCACAGCAAUGAAAGGAACUACCAUUGUGGGGUUUGUGGGCUGAAGUUCAUAAACAGUGCAGCAUUGAAAACCCACCAGCGCACACACACUGGGGAGAGGCCUUUCCAUUGCACAGUGUGUGACAAGACAUUUUUCCGACAUGAACACCUGAAGAACCACCAGCGCACUCACACAGGUGAGAAACCAUACACCUGUACCGAAUGCGGUAAAAGCUUCACUCAGUCUGGAGAUCUGACCAAACACAAGCGCAUCCACACUGGGGAGAGGCCAUUUGAAUGUUCUGAAUGCCACCGACGGUUUAUCUGUUCUGCUGAUCUGACCAGACACAUGAGGAUCCACAAUAACUCACGGCCAUAUCCCUGCCAAGAGUGUGACAAGAGAUUCCGCUUGGCCAACCACCUUAAAAUUCACAUGAGGACCCACACUGGGGAGAGACCAUACUCCUGCCCCCGCUGCCAUCGCACCUUCGCUCGCACCCACCACCUCUCUGGUCACCUGCCUAGAUGUCACUGAAUGAUGAAAUUAGAAUGUAUAUAAAUAGUAUUUUACUCGUUGUAGUAAUUUAAUAAGGGAACAGUGAUGUACAGAAGAUGGUUUUGUGCCUGACUCUGUUGUGGUAAUGCCAAUAAAGGCCUAUAUAGUCUGUG